This is a messenger RNA of Quercus robur (English oak), 538 nucleotides long. RefSeq lists its product as uncharacterized. Bases 84 to 314 code for a protein of 76 amino acids. The transcript is spliced from 2 exons. NCBI's taxonomy places the organism in Eukaryota, Viridiplantae, Streptophyta, Magnoliopsida, Fagales, Fagaceae. The record is from RefSeq and is a predicted model, not a curated record.
UCGAAUCUCUCUCUCUCUCUCUGUUUCUGUUUCUGUUUGUGUAGCUCUGUAUCAAAAAGAAGAGGAAGAGGAAGAGCUUCGAAAUGGCAUUGACGAACUUGAUACUGACGGUGGCCGGUGUGAGUGCAGUGAUAUUACUGCUGAGGAGCGAUGUCAAAAAAUCUGCCACCAUCUUUAGGCGCAACGUCAAGCACAUCCGCCAUUGGCUCGAAGAAGAAUCCGCCUCUGCCUCCAAGUCAGCGGAGAAGGCAGUUCCCAAGGAAUUGGAAACAAAGGUUCCUCCAAAAGACAUUCCCAAGGAGGACAAACACUAAUGUGUCUAUAUAGGGAGCCUGGUGUUGUCUACGUGAGUUACCUAGUUGCUCCUUUUUGCCUUUUUUUUUUUCAAAAUAUUUUAUGGUUUAUUUAGAAAUAGUCUUGUUGAAAUGUUCGGGUAUAUUGUAUGCACUUAAAUUAUCUUAAUUCUGGUUUUAGUAGACUCUGUGGUCUCUACAUUAUUGAUAUGUAUUUACAAAGAAGGCCUUACUUAUUUUGAAAA